CUAAUGUAAUUGCCGACGGGGGUGGGCCAGCCUAGCAAUUGGCCGAGGUCCAUUAUUUUACGGGCGCUCUUUUAAACUCGGCCUCCCGAUUUUCGCAUCACCGGAGUGACGACGUUAGGACGGCUUCAUUGUCCUGUGCAGAUCCGGGGUCUUAACAUCUUUUUGUUGUCUCUUUUAUAACUACUACCCCAUAGCGGUCUGGUUUUACUCUCUACCGAAAUGUGUACAUAUAUUCGAAUUCGAAUUGUGUCUCGUGUUCCAUGGUGCGGUAGCAACUAAAACUAAAGAGCAUCCAAGUGCCUUUUAACCAUACAUACAUACGGCUUUAUCCGCGCGUGCAGUUAGACUUAUUUCCGGCUUUCGACUUAUAAAUCUCGAUUUAGUUUUUGCUUCAAAAGCGCCGGUGUCAUCAACUAGAAAUAUCUCCAGAGGAGGACAAACCCCCAAUUAAAGCAGACGUACUCCAUUGAACUGUAGGAAAUAUUGACUGGCUGCGAUGGCUGUGCAGUCAAAGCCCGCCCCGUUACCUCCAUGGGGUUUCGCUGUAGCUGGCGCUACGGGAGCAGUCCUAGCUAAUGCUCUUGUAUAUCCGUUGGAUAUAGUUAAGACACGUUUACAGGUCCAGGUCAAGCGAAAGCCUGGAGAUACGAGCGAGCACACCGACCCUCAUUACACAUCGACGUGGGAUGCUAUCACCAAGAUUGCUGCGGAGGACGGUGUUAAAGGAUUAUAUGCGGGUAUAAACGGUGCCCUGUUGGGAGUCGCGUCUACCAAUUUUGCCUAUUUCUAUUGGUAUUCGAUCAUACGAGACCUUUACUUCAAAUCGCAGAAGACUCCGGCGCCACCGUCCACGGCCGUCGAAUUGGCAUUAGGUGCUGUAGCUGGUGCUGUAGCUCAAUUAUUUACGAUCCCGGUGGCUGUGGUCACGACGAGACAGCAAACACAGAGCAAGGCGGAUAGGAAAGGCCUUUUAGAUACGGCUCGCGAGGUUAUCGAAAGCGAGGAUGGCUUUUUCGGUCUUUGGAGGGGGUUGAAAGCUAGCUUGGUGCUGGUAGUCAAUCCUGCCAUCACGUAUGGCGCAUAUGAGCGAUUGAAGGGCAUAUUUUUCCCUGGGAAGGUCCGCUUGACUGCCGGGGAGGCUUUCCUCCUUGGUGCUAUGUCAAAAGCACUGGCUACUAUCGUUACACAGCCUCUAAUAGUCGCGAAAGUUGGCCUACAGUCAAAGCCGCCGCCGCAACGCCAAGGAAAACCAUUUAAGGGCUUUAUCGAAGUGAUGCAGUUUAUUAUCAAACAUGAAGGUCUACUAAGCCUUUUCAAGGGCAUUGGGCCGCAAAUCGUAAAAGGAUUAUUGGUACAAGGAAUACUUAUGAUGACAAAGGAGCGAAUGGAAUUUCUAUUUAUCCUCCUGUUUAGAUACAUUCGCAAGAUUCGGUCAGAACAUCUCGCCAAAGCAGCUGAGUUGGCGGCAGCUACUGCCUCCAAAGCGAAGCUUCCCGUUCCUAUUACAGCUAAGUAGGCGAGUCCCCUAUAGACAGCUAAUUAGAGGUGAGAGGAAAUAUAUAUACGCAAGUAUAUACUACUCAGACUAAGUGUGACGCAUUUGUAUAAAGUCUAUUAUGUGUUAGGAGUACAGGCAGACUGGGCGCAAGUAUACGAAUGUCUUUGAGGGAUAUGUUGGAAUCAUAGUUUUGGUCGAUAGCUUCAAAUUCUUAGAGAAAUAUCAUAAUCGAAUGGAACAAA
This is a messenger RNA of Daldinia caldariorum, 1740 nucleotides long. RefSeq names its product mitochondrial carrier. Bases 497 to 1516 code for a protein of 339 amino acids. The record is from RefSeq and is a predicted model, not a curated record. The transcript is spliced from 4 exons. Lineage: Eukaryota; Fungi; Ascomycota; Sordariomycetes; Xylariales; Hypoxylaceae. Gene Ontology annotation, biological process: transmembrane transport.